CAUGUGGUUGAGCAUCACUAUUUACUGUAUAUUAUGGACUAUCAACAUUGCGCCAGUACGCUGCCAUCUUCCCGAUUAUGCAUCGACUCCCUCAAACAAAAUAGACCAGUUUUGCAGCCUAGCAGAUACUUGCAUACACGAUACGAUUCCAAUAUGCGGAAAAAUGGGAGAUGAGAAACGAACCUUUUUGGAUCUCUGUGACUUACUGGAGUUUGCGUGCGACACUAAUCAAAUUUUUGUACAUGUUGAAGACAUGGCAGGAUGCCCCAAUAGAAGCCGAUGA
Messenger RNA from Vanessa atalanta (red admiral), 283 nucleotides. RefSeq lists its product as uncharacterized. Bases 2 to 283 code for a protein of 93 amino acids. Lineage: Eukaryota; Metazoa; Arthropoda; Insecta; Lepidoptera; Nymphalidae. The record is from RefSeq and is a predicted model, not a curated record. The transcript is spliced from 4 exons.